This is a messenger RNA of Talaromyces amestolkiae, 945 nucleotides long. RefSeq lists its product as uncharacterized. Lineage: Eukaryota; Fungi; Ascomycota; Eurotiomycetes; Eurotiales; Trichocomaceae. Bases 1 to 945 code for a protein of 314 amino acids. The transcript has 2 exons. The record is from RefSeq and is a predicted model, not a curated record.
AUGACGGCCGAAACCCCGCUUGUUCGGGGCCAUCGCUUGACGCCGUCCUUUACAGAUUCGGCGAUUGAUGUUGAGCUUACAGAGGAGUAUGCGCACGAGAACGGAGACGAAGAUGUGAUAGCUACUACUGCGCCGUCAAAAGGAAACUCGAACUCGCUGAAUGAGCGAAUUGUGCAUAUUGCGCAGCUGGUUGCCAAUAACGAUGCGCUGCGGGGACUAUCGCAAGACGACUGCGCUGCCGUGAACGCAUAUCUGGACAACAUAGAGGAAAUAAUCAAUCUACGACGGGAUAAUAGCCCGAACGUUGCGCCCAAUCGCCCUGCUUCGCCUACAGGCAAUAAGACACCUACAACCAAAAGUCCUCUUGCAAUUGCAGACUCCCGGCGCAAACCGAUUCCCAAAGGCACAACACCAUCGCAAUCGCAGAUUGUAUCCCGAGACCUCACCUCCAUUCUCCAAGAACUAACCACCGUCAAUUCCGAACUGCGACAACGGUACCUCGAAUCGCGGCACAUCCACGACGUCUUCAUCGUGAAAUGCGAAGGAUUGGCGCAACGCAUCAUCGAGUUGGAGGAGGAAGUUCACGAAUUAAAAUCGGAUAUAUUAGAAGACACAAUCGAGCUCGAGGGUCUGCGCGGCACAGUCCGGGGCCUGGAUAGUUGGGUUAAUAGGUGGCAACGGCAGCGCGAAUCUUCCUUACCCUCUCACAAGUCGGAUAUCCGAAAGUCGAAGGGGAGGAGUUAUUGGAGACGGAAAUCCUCAACUGUGGCUAGUAACGAAGAGGAGGAGGAUGACGGAAACGAUUUUAAUACGUUUUUGGAUGGGGUGUUGGCUUGGAUGAGAGGGUGGAAUGAUGUCGAAGAAGGGUUUCUGAUUAGGGCGAGGAGGAGGAAGUUGAGACGCAACAGGAAAGAGCUGGGGUUACUCGAUACUCAGGCUUUGUAA